Messenger RNA from Micropterus dolomieu (smallmouth bass), 3044 nucleotides. Its product is annotated as glycoprotein endo-alpha-1,2-mannosidase-like protein. Gene Ontology annotation, molecular function: alpha-mannosidase activity. The coding region runs from base 423 to 1757 and encodes 444 amino acids. NCBI's taxonomy places the organism in Eukaryota, Metazoa, Chordata, Actinopteri, Centrarchiformes, Centrarchidae. The record is from RefSeq and is a predicted model, not a curated record. Gene Ontology annotation, cellular component: Golgi apparatus. The transcript is spliced from 4 exons.
CGAUGGGAACAACAUUGAAAACGCCAUGUUACAGUAUUACGAAAUUUCAAGUUGUAAGGGAGACUGAAUAAACUCUGUUAUUCCAAAUGUAUGGAGCAAUUUGGGAAGUGAGUUUCUCUUCACAGGAAACAAUACAAAGCUCGGCAGAAUGCAAAACACGAGGCUGCAGAAGAAAGUAAAAUAUCUGAAUGCCAGACAACUGCUUCAGGUAGUCUGCUGCGAUUGGACUGCAACCAUGUAGCUACGUUUUAAGUUAUGAAUUCACAAGAAUAUGCCAUUUGCAGAUGGACACUUUGAAAAGUAGCACGUAGGUUGUGAGGUGAACUCUCCGUGCGGGGAGAGCAGAGACAGGACAGAGAGAGGUUUAUUUGCGCUCCUGGUUCCGUCCACGCUGUUUGCAGCUUCCGCCACUCCAACCAAACAUGGUAAGACUACGGAGGAAGGCUUGCAUCGCUCUGUUUCUCUUUACGCUGUUCGUCUUUGGGACCAUGAUGGGGCUAAGGACCCUGAAGCCCAGUGACGGCUUCUCGGAUUUGGCUCCGGGCUUGGAUAUCCUGCCGAUGAUAAGGGGGAAGGUGGACCGGCGCUCCGUGUCCCGUGAUGCCACCGCGUCCCCGGGUCAAGCCCGCCCGGCUGGCAGCAACACCAAAGCAAUUUUGUCCAACUCCGGCCCACAGGGGACCAUAUUUUACGAUGUUCACAUAUUUUACUACAUCUGGUACGGCAACCCACACAUGGACGGCAAAUACAUUCAUUGGGACCACAUCCUGGUCCCACACUGGGACCCCAAAAUCGCGUCCAGCUACCCGAGAGGGAGACACAUCCCGCCCGAGGACAUCGGCUCCAGUUUCUACCCCGAACUCAAUCCGUACAGCUCGAGGGACCCGGACGUGUUGGAAUCCCACAUGGAGCAGAUCGGAGCAUCUGCAGCAGGGGUUCUGGUCCUGUCCUGGUAUCCUCCUGGUAUGGCUGACGACAAUGGGGAACCCACAGAGGAUUUGGUACCUGCCAUACUGGAUGCUGCAUAUAGGCACAACCUCAAGGUUGCAUUUCACAUCCAAACAUACAGGGGGCGAAACGACCAGAGUGUGCAUGAAAACAUCAAGUACAUCAUUGACAGGUACGGUGACCACGGAGCCUUCUACAAGUUUACAUCCAGCACUGGAAAGAGCCUUCCUCUAUUCUACAUCUACGACUCCUACCUAACUCCACCAGAGUCCUGGUCUGAAUUUUUGACUCCCACUGGCUCCCACAGUGUGCGCGGCUCAGCCUAUGACUCCAUCUUCAUUGCCUUGAUUGUGGAGGAGCGCCACAAACACGACAUCCUGGCAAGUGGCUUUGACGGCAUGUACACUUAUUUUGCUUCCAAUGGUUUCUCCUUCGGCUCUUCUCACCAGAACUGGAAAGCCAUCAAAGCUUUUUGUGACGGCAACAAUCUCCUCUUCAUCCCCAGCGUUGGACCUGGUUAUAUUGACACCAGCAUCCGACCGUGGAACAACCACAACAUGCGUAACAGGGUGAACGGUCGCUACUAUGAGACGGCCCUGCAGGCGGCGCUGAAUGUGAGGCCAGAGAUUGUCACCAUCACAUCUUUUAAUGAAUGGCACGAGGGGACACAGAUAGAGAAGGCUGUGCCUAAAAAAACAGUGACCCGUGUGUACUUGGACUAUCAGCCACAUGGACCAGAUCACUACCUGGAGUUGACCCGCCGCUGGGCGGAGCAGUUUAACAAAGAGAAGGAGCAGUGGCUGAUGUGAGCUUUCAUCAAACUGACUUGAAUCAGCAUGCUCUAUGGAAGCGUGUGUACACAUGAAAGAGGACACAAGAGAGCAAAUCUAGAUCUGAGUUUCUGCAAGCGUGCGUGCGUGUAUUUGUGCACACAUCCUGAUCUGAAAGAAUCUAACAGAAUGAGACACUAAUGUUGAUCUUCCCUGUACCCCGGUUCAGAGUUUGUCAAAAUGGUGAUGCCAUGGAGUUUUAAAAGCAACAAGAAAGGGUUAAGCAUGCAAGUGACGAGCUUUUAUUGCAGAAAGACGAAAAGAUUGAUACCACUUUUACAUCUGUACAUUAUAUAUGAAGCCGCAGCCAGCUUCUUAUUUAAUGUUAGCUUAAGAAGUUAUGUUUUUACGAGGGGCUAUAUGGAAUAUUUGUUGGCCAGGUUAAAGGACGUUCUCGAAUCUCCGCUGAUUGCUGGCAACCUUAUUGUUACAAUAUUCUUAACUGAAUCACCACAAGAAAGUGAAGUAUAUUUCCCAGUAUGUCAGACUAUUGCUUUUAGGAGUUUUAUUUCAAAUCAUACUAAAAUAUUUCAGUAGAUUCAUAUAAUUUCAAAUGUUCCUAAUUCUGACAAAGAAGCUUCACAAGUUCAAAUCCUCUUUAAGAAACUAAAAAGUAUAUUAGUUGGUAUGUAAAAAUAAAACACCUUUAUGUAUUUAUAGAUUUAUAGCAUGCAGAUUAUCACUGCUCCUCUCCACUGUAUUAACCAACAAAGAUGCGCAUUGUCCAAGUAUGUCAAUUUAUUUGGCAGGCAAAGCAAGUCAGACAGGCCGUUUGAAGAGCAGUUACACUAAACUUGGCCAUAAGGUUGUAAAUGGAAGUCAGAAUUGUGCUUAAGUGUUCCUAAUAUUCACAGACCUAUGUGAUAAUCAGAUUUUUUUGUGUAAUUCCCUUUAUGGAAAGAAGCCAUGUUCAUUGUGUGCACACAUUACCUUCUUUCACUAAGUGAAAACAAGAGAAUCAAAGGUUGAAAGUGUUAAGGCUCAUUGUUUUGAAGUGGUUAUAUGAAUAAAAAGGAUUGACUGAGGCACUUUGCUAAGUGGAUUCACGUGAUUUAUUUUCGAUAAAAUCUUCCUGUCUACUAAAGUAAAAAGGUACUUUUAGAAAGGCAAUUUUGAGAUCUUUCAUUAGAUUUUGGCUGUGAAGGACACUUUUUUUCAACACUUACAAUCUCAUUCUUGCUUUUACACUUCAUAAAGAAUCAAUCGAGUAAAGUCCAGACACUUACAAAUACAGAGACCUAUGUCUCAUAUCUUCUUGGCAUGAAU